This is a messenger RNA of Eutrema salsugineum, 2900 nucleotides long. Its product is annotated as cysteine-rich receptor-like protein kinase 36. Gene Ontology annotation, biological process: protein phosphorylation. Gene Ontology annotation, molecular function: protein kinase activity; ATP binding. Bases 805 to 2772 code for a protein of 655 amino acids. The transcript is spliced from 8 exons. The record is from RefSeq and is a predicted model, not a curated record. NCBI's taxonomy places the organism in Eukaryota, Viridiplantae, Streptophyta, Magnoliopsida, Brassicales, Brassicaceae.
UGGAAAACUAAGAAAAAUAAAGAGGGAAGAGCGAAGAAUCAUCGAAUUUGGAGAAGAAAACAAAGAAAAAUUGGUUGAAAAUCAAGUUUAAUUUGACGGAUUAAAUAAUUUAUUACUAAUGAAAAUCAAAUGCGUUCACUGACUUACAACGGACGAUGGUUUAUUUAAUUAUUUAUGUAGUUUACAUAUAAGUUAUUACUAAUGAAAAUCAAAUGCAUUCAUUUGAUUAACGACGGUUCAUUUAGUUAUUUAUAUGAGACGAUGUCGUUGUUUCCAAUGUUUGAGUCUUGUGCAGACAUUGCAUGCACUUACGGACUAAAUACCAAACAAUUCAGCUUACAUUAGUUUUCAUUUUUCUCAAAAAAAUCUUAAUGAUAACUAAAGUUCUUUACAGACCUUUUAAUUAGAUCUAUGUUUCCAUUACCAUUUAUUUUUCAAUUUGUCUGAUUUGGUAGCACCGUAGACUUCCAAUCUUACACGUAAUUGCUAUAUGUAUGAAAAUUUUAAUCAGUUUCGACGAAACCAUCUCAUGGUUUUUUCUUUUGAUUUGACUUCCAUGGUCUUGUGAUUAUUUGACUCUAUAGAUGAAUGAUGAAUCACGUAGGCCUUGACUCCAUUCAUAUUCAUUUGUCGUCUUCAAUGGUGUUUAAAAUUGGAAACGACGUCGGUUUAUCUAAUGUUGAAGUCACAUAGAGGUACCAGUGAAGUGCGAUGACGUGUUUCGACGUGUGGUUUAAGUUGUGAUAGAGAAAAGUCUCUUCCUUUCACCUCACGUCACUAAUAAAAGUCAGGGUUUCUAAAAAGAUGGAAAAUUCUGUUCUCUUUCACUUCCCUUGUUUUCUUCUGUUCCUUCUCUUAACCAUCAAUGGCGUUAACACUAAGCUCCUGUGCGGCGACGAAACAUUCUCUCAAAACACAACUUAUGGCGAAAGCCUCGACACUCUCUUGCCUUCUCUUGCCUCAAACGUUAUCGCACAACGCGGUUUUUAUAACGCUUCGCUAGGUGGAGUUUAUGCUCUUGCCCUUUGUCGUAAAGACUACUUGGUUCAAGAUUGUCGUCGUUGCGUGGAAAGAACAAGCAGGAAUCUUUUGAUACAGUGCCAAGGCAAAACAGAAGCAUAUCACUGGGAUUCCGAAGAAGAUGCAAACGUUUCUUGUCUAGUACGGUACUCAAAUCUCCCUACAUUUGGCAAACUAAAGCUUGAUCCACUCGAGAAUACUCCUCACACGAGUCUUCCCUCUUCGAAUCUGACCCGUUUCACCGAAGAGUUUAGUGCGAUGGCUGAUCGAACAAUCGAGGUUGCAUCCACGGCUGAUGAGUCUUCAGCAUUGAAGUACUAUGGAGUCUCAAGUGCCGAGUUUACCGAUUUUCAAGAUAUUUAUAUGUUGAUGCAAUGCACACCUGAUUUAUCUUCUAGUGACUGUAAAUAUUGUCUGAGAGAGAAUGUUAGGUAUAAUCUAGAACAAUACUGGGGAAGAACCGGAAGCACGAUUGCGCGUCCUAGUUGCUAUUUCCGGUGGGAUUUAUACCCUUUUGUAGGAGCAUUCGAUAAUCUAAUGAGAGUUUCUGCGCCUCCUCGACCUCCUCCUGUAGAUGCUCAUAUCAAGAAAGGAAGAAAUUUUCAACCGUGGAGCGUUGUGGUUAUUGUCCUUCCUACGGUCAUUAAUAUUUUCGUGUUUGUUGCUUUCGUACUUGCUUAUCGCCAGAUGCGGAGGAGGAUUUAUGCUAGACUCAACAAAAAUUCUGAUUCUGAUGGUCAAUCUAUGUUAAGAUUUGAUCUUGGCAUGAUCUUAAUCGCAACAGAUGAGUUCUCACCGGAAAAUAAACUUGGACAAGGUGGAUUUGGAUCUGUCUAUAAGGGGAUUUUACCAAGCGGACAAGAGAUAGCUGUAAAGAGAUUAGCUGGAGGUUCAGGACAAGGAGAUUUGGAGUUUAAGAAUGAGGUCUUACUCUUGACAAGACUCCAGCAUAGGAAUCUAGUUAAGCUUCUUGGAUUCUGUAAUGAAGGAGAUGAAGAGAUUCUUGUUUACGAGCAUGUCCCUAAUUCAAGUCUUGAUCACUUUAUCUUCGAUGAAGACAAACGUUGGGUUCUUACGUGGGAUUUGAGGUACAGAAUCAUAGAAGGAGUUGCAAGAGGACUUCUUUAUCUACACGAAGAUUCGCAACUGAGGAUUAUUCAUAGAGACUUGAAGGCGAGUAAUAUUCUCUUAGAUGCUGAGAUGAACCCUAAAGUUGCAGACUUUGGGAUGGCGAGGUUGUUUAAUAUGGAUGAGACUCGAGGAGAGACAAGCAGAGUAGUUGGAACCUACGGAUAUAUGGCUCCGGAGUAUGUGAGACAUGGGCAAUUCUCAGCUAAAUCUGAUGUUUACAGCUUCGGCGUUAUGCUUUUGGAGAUGAUAUGUGGUGAAAGAAACAAGAACUUUGAAGCAGAAGGACUUCCAGCUUUUGCAUGGAAGAGAUGGGUUGAAGGACAGCCUGAGAGUAUAAUCGAUCCUUACUUAAGUGAACAUCCAAUAAAUGAGAUCAUAAAGUUGAUUCAGAUUGGUUUGUUGUGUGUUCAAGAAAAUGCAGCAAAGAGACCAACUAUGAACUCUGUCUUAGUUUGGCUUGCAAGAGACGGUAGUUUGACAAUACCUAAACCUACAGAAGCUGCUUUCGUCACUGUCCCUCUCUCGGUGAAACUUGCAACUAGAUCCUCGAAUAAGUCUAAAGACAAAGGUUCUGCGUUUUCAGUGGACGAGGUUUCUAUCACUGUCUUGUAUCCUCGGUAAAUAUUAUAGGAGACAGCUUAACCUCAUAUGCAUUCAGUAAAGAAACUUUAGUUUUGGAUAGCGUGAGAUGGAAGAAAGUUCUUGUGAACUGUUUGAGGUGGAUAUUGACAGAAUUCGGUUUAGUUUUA